This is a messenger RNA of Pyrus x bretschneideri (Chinese white pear), 635 nucleotides long. Its product is annotated as protein NONRESPONDING TO OXYLIPINS 2, mitochondrial. Bases 99 to 377 code for a protein of 92 amino acids. The record is from RefSeq and is a predicted model, not a curated record. Lineage: Eukaryota; Viridiplantae; Streptophyta; Magnoliopsida; Rosales; Rosaceae. The transcript is spliced from 3 exons.
CCCCACUAGACUCCCUGCCUCUCCAAGUUCCAAGUUCCAACUGCUGUGAUUGUUAACCCCAAAACCCUAACUCCGUUAUUUCUCCGCCCAGUGCUCCAAUGGCCUCUCGCUGCAGAUCUUUCUCGAAGCCGGCUUUCUCUCUUCUCAAAUCUGCCGUCAACAAACCGGCGUUCAAGGCCACUCCCAUGUCUUCUCUCCCCUCCACCCGCCCUUCAAUCAAUCUCUCAAGGCCGAUUCCGCAGUUGGGUUGUCUACAAUCUCUGCUUCCAUUUCACACGGCGGUGUCUUCAGCUCGGCUCACGUCGUGCCUUGGCAUUGACUCUAGGAGCUCGAGGUCGUUGUCUCAGGGUAUGCUCGGUGCAAACCCAGGAGUUUGAUUUCUCCAAUGUAUUGUAUUUAUUAUCUCUAACUAGGUCUCAGCGUGCCUCGAUAAGAGAUUGAAGAAGUUGGAAGAUAGAGGCCAAUGGAUCAGUCUCAUCACCUCGGCUACCAGCAAGUCCUUUUCAUCAUCCAUUGGAGUUAAAUUCUGAACAGUUUUGUAUCCUGAAGAUGUAGCACGGUAGCUGCGAGAAAUGAAUUCUCUGACUCGUUGCUAUAAUUUUUUAAAUUCUCCCGCAAAUAUUUUGUUUACCUUC